Sinocyclocheilus anshuiensis is the source of this 4796-nucleotide messenger RNA. RefSeq names its product small G protein signaling modulator 1-like. Lineage: Eukaryota; Metazoa; Chordata; Actinopteri; Cypriniformes; Cyprinidae. The coding region runs from base 45 to 4112 and encodes 1355 amino acids. Gene Ontology annotation, molecular function: GTPase activator activity. The transcript has 25 exons. Gene Ontology annotation, biological process: activation of GTPase activity. The record is from RefSeq and is a predicted model, not a curated record.
AUCCUGCGCACAUUCAUCCCUCACAAGAACAGCGGACUCCAGCCAUGGCAGAAUUGGAGACGCGUCAGAGGCUGCUGCGCAACGUCAAGAAGGAGGUCAAGCAGAUCAUGGAGGAGGCCGUGACACGCAAGUUUGUGCAUGAAGACAGCAGUCACAUAUUCUCUUUCUGCGGUGUGGUGGAAGCGUGUGUUCUUCACGGCCUGAAGCGACGGGCCGCUGGAUUCCUGCGCAGCAACAAGCUGGCGGCUCUCUUCAUGAAGAUGGGGAAGAUGUUUCCACCAGCCGAGGAACUCUGCAGAAAAGUUCAGGAACUGGAGCAAAUCAUCGAGAACAAACAAAACCAGGGUCAGAUGAGUCAAGAGAGCGUCCGGAAACAGCCCCGGCCUCCAAACCUGUCGCCGCUGGCCAUCAAACACCUGUGGAUCCGCGCGGCCCUCACAGAGAAGCUGCUGGACAAAAUCGUCCUGUAUUUGGUGGAGAACAGCAGCAAGUUUUAUGAAAGAGAAGCUCUGCUGAGAGAUCCAGUUGACGGCCCAAUCCUCGCAUCUUUGCUUGUCGGUCCCUGUGCUUUGGAGUACACAAAAGCCAAGACGGCCAAUCAUUUCUGGACGGAUCCGUCGGCUGAUGAACUGGUGCAGAGACACCGCAUUCACAGCGGACACUGCCGCCAGGAUUCCCCCACCAAACGCCCGGCUCUCAUCCAGAAGAGGCAGUCGAGUGGCAGCAUGGAUGACCGACCGUCUCUGUGGGCGCGGGAUUACGUCCAAUCUCUUCAUCAAAACUCCAGAGCCACGCUGCUCUUCGGGAAAAACAACGUCUUGGUGCAGCCGACAGACGACAUGGAAGCAAUCCCAGGAUACCUCUCUCUUCACCAGACAGCCGAUCUGAUGACGCUCAAAUGGACACCGAACCAGCUGAUGAACGGAAACAUGGGGGAGUUUGAUUAUGAGAAAAGUGUAUAUUGGGAUUAUGCCAUGACCAUUCGUCUGGAGGAAAUCGUCUAUUUGCACUGCCAUCAGCAAGUGGGCAGUGGAGGUACUGUGGUUUUGGUCAGUCAGGACGGGAUCCAGAGGCCUCCGCUUCGCUUUCCUAAAGGCGGUCACCUGCUGCAGUUCCUCACGUGUCUGGAGACGGGCCUGCUUCCUCACGGACAGUUAGAUCCUCCGCUCUGGUCCCAAAGAGGAAAGGGAAAAGUGUUUCCAAAGCUGCGUAAAAGAAGUCCACAUGAAUCCAGCGAGUCGUUCUCGGACAAAGAGGAAGACGAGGCCACUGAUUAUGUGUUUCGGAUCAUAUUUCCUGGCAGUCAGGAGUUUGUGGCACCGGAGCUGAUGGAUCAGACGGUGAACAUGUGGCAACCCACGCCUAGGAAGUCGUCUUGUUCCUCCUGUUUGCAGAGCGGCUCGUCGGACGGCGGCCUUCCCAACGGAUGCAACCAUGACAGGGCUCCGCUGAAGCUGCUCUGCGAGACCAUGAAGCACCAGAUCAUCUCCCGCGCUUUCUACGGCUGUAUGUAUCACAUCAGGCUCAUGGCGUACGAGGAGGAGGAGCUGCUCCGGCUGGUGUAUUACGGCGGAGUGGAGCCGACUCUGCGUAAGGAGGUCUGGCCCUUCCUUCUGGGCCACUAUCACUUCAGCAUGAGCCUCACAGAGCGCAAAGAGAUGGACGAGCAGGUUCGAGCCUGUUAUGAGCAGACCAUGAGCGAGUGGCUGGGAUGUGAAGCCAUCGUGCGUCAGCGGGAGAAGGAGCAGCACGCCGCCGCUCUGGCCAAAUGCGCGUCGGGCGCCAGCGUGGACCGCGGCUUGCGCCAGGACUCCACCAUCAGCACAGACUUGUCUCAGAGCAGCAGCUCCGACAAACAGAGUCACGCCGGAUCACACAGCGACUCCAACAGCAGCACUCAGGUGUUCGGCUCUGUAGACGAGGUGGACCCGAUCGAAUCUGAACCCAAACCCAAAGACGAGAAGCUGCAGCCCAAAAUCCCAAAUGGCACUCUGCCCAACUGCACCAGUUCUCCAGACUCCGGACAUCCGUCAUCCCGUAACUUCUCCGUGACCUCUGCACUCUCAGACUGCUCUCCCAGCACAGAGGAGACAUCCACACAAGAGUCUGGGCCCAAAACCGCAGGCCGAGAGCCACCGUCAGGAGACCAGACGGAAGAGAAGACCAAAGAGGAGCGACCGGAAAACAGCUACACUACUCAGGACACGGUCAAAGAAGAUGCUAAGGUUUCACAAACAGUGUGCGUUGCUUCAGAAGCUGCGAUAAAACCUUUAGAAAGUGACAAACUUCAGACUUUGAAUUCGGAAGACAAACUCCAGACUUUGAAUUCGGAAGACAAACUCCAGACUUUGAAUUCGGACGACAAACCCCAGACUUUGAGUGCGGAAGACGACAAACCCCAGACUUUGACUUCGGAAGACGGCAAACCCCAGACUACUGCUGAAGACGACAAACCCCAGACUUUGACUGCGGAAGACGACAAACCCCAAACUUUGACUGCGGAAGACGACAAACCCCAGACUUUGACUUCGGAAGACGGCAAACCCCAGACUUUGAAUACAGAAGAUAAACCCCAGACUUUGAAUGCAGAAGACAAACUCCAGACUCUGAAUGCAAAACACACAUCUAAGACAGAAAUGCAUGAGGUGGCACAUUCAGAGGAUGAUGCAAACUCAAAAAACGCAGCUGAUUUGUCUGAAAGAGAAACUAAAAUGCAAAACAGUGCUGGAAAAUCUGAACAAAAUGACAUGAAUGAAUCACAACAGGAUCCUGUUGAAGAAACAACCAAAUCCUCAGAGUCAAAAGAGGUUGAGAUUAAAGAUCCAGGACAUGCGUCUUCUCCGUCUGGAGAAGAAAACCCAAAAUCAAAAGCAGACCCAGAAGCGUAUUUGAAAAUGGAUGAAGGCCAAGACGCCAAAUCUGAUCCACAGCCGUCGCUGGACGUUAGGAAAAUCUCUCAAACGGAUGAAAACAAAACUGAAUGUUCAUCUGAAGCACAGAAUGUGAUACGAACCCCGAAUGAAGCCAUCAGUGUGCCGCAAACAAUCGGCUGGGACGCCGGUCGAUCCAUAAUCAAACAGAUCACCGAAUCAGAGUCGGAGAGCUGCGGCCCCAUCACCUCCCUAUCGAAACAAUCUCCGGACAUGUCCGACGACUCGCCCUCGGCGCUGGAAAUGGAGGAGAUUGCUUCGUCGGUGGUUUAUAUGUCCUUGGAGAGCAGCGUGUCCAGGACGCCUCUGACUUUGGCUCGUCCCAUGGCACCUGCUCUGGAGCUCUGCAUGGAGCCGAGUAUCAACACCAGCCCGGAGGGAACAGACUCGGCGCUCUCCGAGGAGGAACCGGAGAUGGACAACUCAUUCCCCAAACCAGACUCUCUAGCCGUCACAGGAGACAAGAACGACAUCGCGUCUCCAGUGUCGUCUAUUGGGACCACCUACUCGCAGGAGCUGGUGGACCUUUACACACUUAAUCUGCACCGCAUUGACAAAGACGUCCAUCGAUGUGACAGAAACUACUGGUAUUUCACCCCGGACAACCUGGAGAAACUGCGCAACAUCAUGUGCAGUUACGUUUGGCAGCACCUUGACAUUGGAUACGUCCAGGGAAUGUGUGACUUACUCGCGCCCCUGCUGGUCAUCCUGGAUGAUGAGGCCAUGGCCUUCAGCUGCUUCACUGAGCUCAUGAAACGAAUGAACCAGAACUUCCCUCACGGAGGAGCCAUGGACACACACUUCGCCAACAUGCGCUCCCUCAUCCAGAUUCUGGACUCGGAGCUGUUCGAGCUGAUGCAGCAGAACGGCGAUUACACACACUUCUACUUCUGCUACCGCUGGUUCCUCCUGGACUUCAAGAGAGAAAUGGUGUACGACGACGUGUUCUCGGUGUGGGAGACCAUCUGGGCCGCACGGUUCGCCUCCUCGGAGCACUUCGUGCUGUUUAUCGCGCUGGCGCUGGUGGAGCUGUACCGCGACAUCAUCCUGGAGAACAACAUGGACUUCACAGACAUAAUCAAGUUUUUCAACGAAAUGGCUGAGCAUCACGAUGUCCCGAAGCUGCUGCUCAUGGCCCGAGAGCUGGUGAACAAGGUCCAGAUCCUGAUUGAGAACAAGUGAUUGACUUCCAUUAGCAAUCUGAAGACGCUCAGUGUCAUUAAACAAACCCUCAGCUCAAGUAAAUGCCAAACUAGUGUUGUUUUCAUCUGCCCAGACUUAAUAUUAUUAUAUUUUAGAUUAAUUUAUAGCGAAUGCAUAUUGAAAUAGGAAGUUGGGGGCAGGACAAAUCGCUCAUCUGAUCGCCAAAAAUGCAUAACAUUUAUUUAGUUAUGGACUCAAAGCUAAACUGAUUUUGAUUUCAUGGGGUCUGUAAGAGUAAACAUGACUGCGAAUAUAUAAGAGAUGAAGAGAGAUAUUAUAGUAAAAAAUGUAGGAUACUCAGAAUAGUUUUAUACGAGGUUGUGGAUGUAAACAAACGGCUAUGAAAUAUAUAAAGAUGAUCUAUGAAUGGCAGGGAUGGCGUGCACCCUUUCUAAGACAGAUUUUCUAAAAGCACAAAGUAUUAAAAAAUAAUGCUGUAUAUUUAUUUAUUUUUUUAAACGUGUGAAAAUUAAGACAAUUAUUAUUGCAGAUGUUUAGCAUACUUCACACGUCACUUCAUGAUGUUUGCACAGAAAAAGAGAAGGCACCUGUUUGCGUCGGGGAAGAAAGUGAUUUUUUUUGUCAUUUUCAGCUGAUUGGGAGAAUCUCGCCUCAUAUUUCACCUCUAAAUACAAAGGAAAAAAUAAGAAAUGAUAAUUGCAU